AUGGCCGCUAAGUCGGAUGGAGCAGCGGUGUCUGUGGAAGAUGACAACACGCCCAGGAGCCUCUCGGAGCCGGGCAUUCCCGUCACCCGGCCCCGCUGCAGCGCCACCGGUGGGAAACCCUACACCCUGCUGGACUGCUGCUGGGUGCUCUGCGCCCUGCUCGUCUUUUUCUCCGACGGCGCGACCGACCUGUGGCUGGCCGCCGACUACCACCUGAGAGGUCACUACUGGUGGUUCGGCUUGACGCUCGUCUUCGUCGUGGUGCCCUCCGCUGUCGUCCAGGUAUUGAGUUUCAGGUGGUUCGUCUAUGACUACUCGGAUCUGAGCUGCGGGGACGGAGCAGCGAGCGGCACCGGCGCGGCGGCAGCAGGCGCGGCAUGUGGAGCUGCCGCGGCGGGCGACCACACUUUAAGCACCAAGGACAGCAACCAACGCGGUGAGAGCGCGGCGGCGGGCGACGCCGCGAAUGCCACCCCGGUUUGCACGUCUUCUGCCCUUUCUGCGACGGCAGGGACAGUCGGAGCCCCCCGGAGGUGCUGCACCGUCUGCAUGUGGGUCUUUCAAACCGUGCUUCACGUCCUGCAGCUGGGGCAAGUGUGGAGGUACAUCCACGCUCUCUACCUUGGUGCCCAGAGCCGUUGGCACAGCAACGGGCCACGUCGCCACUUCCACUGGCGGCUGAUGUUUGAGAGUGCUGACAUCACCAUGCUGCGCCUCCUGGAGGCCUUCCUGAAGUCGGCUCCGCAGCUCGUCCUCCAGCUGAGCAUCAUGAUCCACGGAAACAUCGUCCUCCCUCUGCAAGGUCUCUCUGCCUCGGCCUCCCUGGUCUCCCUGGCCUGGAUGAUCGCCUCCUACCAGAAGGUUCUCCGAGACUCCCGCGACGACAAGCUGCCCAUGUCCUACAAGGCUGUGAUCACCCAGAUGCUGUGGCACUUCUUCACCAUUGGGGCGAGGACCGUGGCCUUUGCCCUCUUCGCCUCCGUCUUCCAGCUCUACUUCGGCAUUUUCAUCGUCAGCCACUGGUGUGUCAUGACCUUCUGGAUCAUCCAAGGUGAAACUGACUUCUGCAUGUCCAAAUGGGAGGAGAUCAUCUAUAACAUGGUGGUGGGCAUCAUCUACAUCUUCUGCUGGUUCAAUGUCAAGGAAGGCCCCAGCCGCUUACGUAUGACCGUCUACUAUUCUGUGACGCUGGCUGAGAAUGUGGCCUUGACCGCCGCCUGGUACACCUACCGUGACACACAGACCUCCGACUCCUCCGCCCUGGUGGUGGUGUGCCUGGUGGCCUGCAGUUUCGCCCUGGGAACCUUCUUCAUGUUGGUGUACUACUGCUGGCUGCACCCUGAUGGGCCCGUUCUGGGCUCACAGUGGGGAGGUUGUGUGGACGAGGGUGUGGUGAGUGCAGGAGGGGUAGCGGGAGUGAUUGAUGCUUGCCUCACCCCAUCCCAAGGGUCCCAAACCGACAUGGUCAUUACCAGCCCUCCAAGGACUCUCCCCAGGACUAAAGACACAGGGGAGCCGGUUCCCGGAGAGCGAGACAAGGACAGAGACAGGGACAGUUGCCUGCCUGUCUUCCAGGUACGUCCCUCCCCAGCAUCUUCUCCUGCACUCCUUCACAGGACCUCCUCCUCAUCUCGUGCACAGGACGGACCUGUGAUCCGGAUCGACCUCCCAAGGAAGCGAUACCCAGCCUGGGAUGCACACUUUAUUGAUCGGCGCCUUCGCAAAACCAUUCUGCUUCUGGAGACCACAUCAGCCGUCAGCCCGAGGAUACAGUACAGGAGCAGCAUGAUGGGCAGCAAAGAGGUUUUAGAAUAUGAGACAACCGUCUAA
Molecule: messenger RNA, 1830 nt
Organism: Cyclopterus lumpus (lumpfish)
Lineage: Eukaryota; Metazoa; Chordata; Actinopteri; Perciformes; Cyclopteridae
Product: XK-related protein 7-like
Exons: 4
Coding region: 1-1830 (609 amino acids)
Biological process (GO): phosphatidylserine exposure on apoptotic cell surface; apoptotic process involved in development; engulfment of apoptotic cell
Cellular component (GO): plasma membrane
Source: RefSeq, a predicted model, not a curated record